AUGGUUAACUUUAAGACCAUCAUCUCUGCCCUCUUGGCCCUUGCUGCUGCUGCCCCUUUCCCUAGCAAUACCAACUUCUCAAUUCAACAGGUUGCUGUUAGAGUUCCUCCUGUCCACCCAGCUGCUAUAUACGCCCGGGAUUAUAUUAGGUAUGGCGUUAAAGUUCCUGAUCACGUAGCCUUAGCAGCAAGAUCUGGUUGGAUCGACUCUGUUGUCACUACUCCCUUUCAACAUGAUGUCGUAUACCUCACUCCUAUUCAAGUUGGUGGCAGCAGCUUGCAAGUUUACUUUGACACUGCCUCUGCUAAUCUUUGGGUCUAUACACCUCAAACCCCUGCUGUUGGAUCUCACGCUACUUAUAACACCCAAAGUGGCAGAUUGAUACCGAAUUAUUACUGGAAUAGCGUAAAUGUAGAGGGCGUUAUUAGCAGAGGUCGCGUGUUCGUGGAUAAGGUUCGCGUUGGUAAUCAUCUUAUGUAUCCCUUACAGGCUGUUCAGGUUGUGGAUGAUAUUGAACCCGUCUCAGCUAUGUAUGAACCCCUCAGAGCAUAUGAUGGUAUCUUUGGAUUGGCCUUCUCGAAAGGGAAUACUGUUUUGCCUAUAAAGCAGAAGACCUUCUUUGAUAAUAUUAAGGAAUGGCUUAAUGAACCUCUCUUUGCUGUCUACGUCAAGCAUGGGGCUCCUGGUGGCUACGACUUUGGUUGGACUGAUCCCAGGAAGUAUAAGGGGGAUAUUGUCUGGGAGCCUGUUUAUGCCGACGAGGGAUUAUGGAAGAUUUCUGUUAAUGGAUAUAGUAUUGGCGACCAGUCGUUUAGUUCUACCCCUUUCUUUGCUAUUAUCGACACUGGUACCACCCUUCUCCUCCUCCAGGAGGACCUUGUCGCAGAAUACUAUCAAAAGAUUCCUGGUUCCUAUAACUGCGAAGAAGCGGGCGGAUACAUCUUCCCAUGCUCUAGUAUCAUUCCUGAAUUCAAACUUAAGAUUGGUCAACACAUCGCUGUCGUUCCUGGCGAAUUCAUGAUCUAUACUGCUACCAAUAGUACCCAUUGCUUUGGUGGUAUCCAAACCAGUCCUCAAACCGGCAGGAAUUAUUUGGGCAAUGUCUUCUUGAAGAGCCAGUAUGUUAUUUUCUAUGACCACCCCCAACGCCGUCCCUGGAUCGGUAUCGCUGCCCAGGCCUAA
Messenger RNA from Talaromyces marneffei, 1182 nucleotides. RefSeq lists its product as uncharacterized. Gene Ontology annotation, biological process: proteolysis. The coding region runs from base 1 to 1182 and encodes 393 amino acids. NCBI's taxonomy places the organism in Eukaryota, Fungi, Ascomycota, Eurotiomycetes, Eurotiales, Trichocomaceae. The record is from RefSeq and is a predicted model, not a curated record. The transcript has a single exon. Gene Ontology annotation, molecular function: aspartic-type endopeptidase activity.